UUGGAGAUCCUCUGUGCUCCUACCUCUACCCCCCCCUCCCCCCCCACAUUUUUCACACUCCUCGUGUCUUCAUUUCGACAUUUGAACCCCUCAUUGUUCCUUAUCAGUGGUUGCUUGAGCUUUUGAAGCUUUGCACCCUCGCGGCCCGGCUCUAGUUUGUUUUGACCUGCCUAUCUCGCUCCUUUUCUCCCGAAACUGUCCAUCACGUCCCGCGCGUUCUGCGAAAGCUAGACGAAAUGGGUGAAUCAAGACAAGAACUGCUCGCAUGGAUGAAUGGCCUGCUGCAGUUGAACCUGACAAAGAUUGAGCAAUGCGGAACAGGAGCUCCGCUAUGCCAGAUCUACGACAGCAUCUUCCUGGAUGUUCCCAUGACAAAGGUCAAAUUCAACGUCAACACCGAAUAUGCCUACAUACAAAACUUCAAGGUCCUGCAGAAUACCUUCACCAAGCACCAAGUCGACCGACCCGUCCCCGUGCAAGCUCUGGUCAAGUGCAAGAUGCAGGAUAAUCUCGAAUUCCUCCAAUGGACGAAGAGGUUCUGGGACCAGUACUACCACGGCGGAGAAUACGAUCCGGUUGCGCGGAGAAAGGGAUCUGGCGCGCCGCCUACCACGGCAGCGACCCGGUCUGUCAACUCGGCGGCCGCUACUCGUGCCCCGCGCGGCUCGACGCCCACGGCUGGCGCCGCACGAGCUGCCCGACCAGCUGCCUCUUCGGCUCAAACGGUUGCGCUGACGCAAGAGAACAAUACGCUCAAGGAGACGGUCGUCGGACUUGAGCGUGAGCGGGAUUUCUAUUUCAGCAAGCUCCGCGACAUUGAGCUCCUGCUGCAAUCGGCAGUUGAGGCCGACCCUGAAAUUGAGAACCAUGAUGACGGUCUGGUGAAGCAAGUCCAGGCUAUUUUGUACUCUACUGAGGAAGGAUUCGAGAUUCCCGCCGAAGCAGAGGGCGAAAUUGAAGCGCACGAGGAUCUGGAGACUUUUUAGAUGGAACCUAGACUUCUUCCCUUCCCCCUUCCCUCCUUUCCUUUACCUUUUUUGUUCUUUUUAUUCCCCCCUUUCCCCCUCUUCUUACAUUGGGCAUCAUCCGUCUCUUGUUCAUUCUUCCCCUUUUCUUUUUUUUCUCUUUCUUUCUUUUCUCUCUGUCUACUUUGUUCCCCCUUGCACCAACUGUACUACGAGGGAACUUUGCGGGUUGUUGCAACAACUCCGUAUUUCACAUGUUGUUCCAAAAUGUCCCUUUUCCUUUUCCUUGUCUUCGUUGUUUUCCUCUCUUAUGCCCAAGACGCAUGCAGCCCCAGAAUAGCGAGUAUAGACUACGUCUCACCUUUCUCUUACUUUUUUUAAAAGAAGCAUUUACCCAUCACCGUGUGAUGAUUUCUUUUGUGGAGAUGC
Molecule: messenger RNA, 1394 nt
Organism: Xylona heveae TC161
Lineage: Eukaryota; Fungi; Ascomycota; Xylonomycetes; Xylonales; Xylonaceae
Exons: 6
Coding region: 237-986 (249 amino acids)
Biological process (GO): spindle assembly; protein localization to microtubule plus-end; regulation of microtubule polymerization or depolymerization
Cellular component (GO): spindle midzone; cytoplasmic microtubule; microtubule organizing center
Molecular function (GO): microtubule plus-end binding
Source: RefSeq, a predicted model, not a curated record